AUGUCCCUCAAACACACAGUUCCCCUAUCAUCAACAUCGUCACCACCACUUUUCUUCACAACCCUCCAGCUCCUCACUCUUAUCUUGAUCCUGUCCAUCGUCGGCAAAAGGAUCACAACCCUCCUCCUCGCCUCCGUAUUCACCUUUUGGUUCAAGACCAGACUCACCCUCUACCAGGAGUAUGUCGAGGAGCGGCGGUCAACUCGGCGGGAACGAGAGCGCCAGCUCCGGAGACAGGAGGUGAGGACUAUCUCGGCGGCGAUUGUGGAGCAGUUACUGAGAAGUGACACUGGUGUUUCGGCCGUGGGUAAGGAGGAGGUUGGGAGUGAAAUGGCGAAGAUGGUUAAUGGCGUGAAGGAUGAGGUUAAGGUUAAUGGGAUUAUGCAUGAGGUUGGUGAGGGCGAGGUUGAGGGUGAGAGUGAGGUGGCUUUUGGAGAGAUUGAUGGGGGUGUGGUUGUUGGGGUGGAGGUUUGUGAGGAUCUGGUUCACGAACAGGGGGACGAGGAGUCUGUGAAAGUUGGAGAGGUGGAGGAGUUGGAGGGGGAGAAGGAGGUUCUAGGAGAGUGGUGGGAUGAGGAGGUUGAGGAGGAGGUCGGGGUGGCUGACUUUCAUGAGGAUCCUGUUGAGCAAGAUGCGUUCGAGGAGAAGCUGGAGGCUGAUGUCGUUGAGGAGAAGGUAGAGGUGACUUCCGCACAAUGGAUUGAUGAUAUCACUGAGCACCAAGAGGAGAAGCAGGGGAUUCAGGAUCAGAAGGCGCAGGAGAUUGCAGAAGUGCCCCAGGCCAAGCAGGAUGACGCCCGUGAGGAAGAACAGAAGACGGAAAGCAACACACGGGAAGAAGAAAAGCAAGUCACCGAGGCAUGGGAGGAGGUGGAGGACGAGAAGCGAGAAAAACAGGAGAAUCCUGCUGAGGAGAAGAGCGCCGUCCAAGAAGACACACCCAAAGUUGCUGAAAGCCUUCAGCAGCCCGAGCUCGAGAAGGAGGUCGAAAAGCGUGAGCCAAAACCAGUCGAGUCAAAACCCGGCGGGCUAUCUCAAUCACGCUGGAGCAGCUCCAAAAAAGUACUUGAUCCACGAGCGACUACCUUCCAGCCAACGGAAUUUAAGACCAGUGCGAAAAGCCAUUAUCAGUAUUCCGUCCCGACAACAACUCGUCCUCAAUCCUCCACGCCGCUUGCAUACAGCUCCAUUGGGAUUUUGUCAUCGUCAAGUACUAGCUCUCCCUUGUCUGCUUACUCCCAGCCGAGCAUCUUUAGCUCCAUGGGGAGAAGUACGCAGAGCUCAACCCCAUCUUAUGAUGAUUACGCCCAGAGCCCUUCCUAUGGGUAUACCUAUGCCACUACUUCCUCUUAUGGGAAUUCACCCUCCUAUACCAAUUCAUCGACCUAUGCGAAUACGUCUUCUUACGCGAAUACUUCCUCGUAUGGGAAUACUUCAGCUUAUGGAAAUUCGUCUUACAGUUGUUACACUCCGAGUCCUUACUACAGCAGCUAUAACUAUGCAUCCGCGAGUUGA
Messenger RNA from Aspergillus alliaceus, 1515 nucleotides. RefSeq lists its product as uncharacterized. The record is from RefSeq and is a predicted model, not a curated record. The coding region runs from base 1 to 1515 and encodes 504 amino acids. The transcript has a single exon. NCBI's taxonomy places the organism in Eukaryota, Fungi, Ascomycota, Eurotiomycetes, Eurotiales, Aspergillaceae.